Diatraea saccharalis (sugarcane borer) is the source of this 849-nucleotide messenger RNA. NCBI's taxonomy places the organism in Eukaryota, Metazoa, Arthropoda, Insecta, Lepidoptera, Crambidae. The record is from the annotation of a GenBank genome assembly.
AUGAAGGGUCGACACCAGUUCCGUCGCCGUUUCAGUCUGCAGCCCUCUUUUAUGAAAGAGGAGCACGAGGAAGAGAGGCGUCCUCACAGAACUGAAAGGACAGAAGACACAGUAUCGAGUAGCGGAAACCUGAAUAGCAAUAGCGUAGUGCGACACAAAAUUGUCGUACUGGGUGCUGCAAAAGUUGGCAAAUCCUCCCUCAUAUCACAGUUCUUGUACAACACAUUCUCACCAAAAUACAAAAGGACUAUCGAAGAAAUGCACCAUGGAGAUUUUAAUGUGUCCGGAGUGAGAUUAACUUUAGAUAUUUUAGACACGUCAGGUUCAUAUGAGUUCCCGGCUAUGAGAACGCUUUCUAUGCAGUCGGCGGACGCGUUCAUUCUCGUAUACGAUAUAACGGAUGCUGAUAGUUUCUCGGAAGUGAGGGCUUUGAGGGAUCAAAUACAUGAAACAAAAGAGAGUACGGCUGUACCGAUUGUGGUGGUUGGCAAUAAAGUGGACCUGGCUGAGACUGGUGCGAGACAAGUAGAAUUCCAUACUACAGAAUCAGUGGUAACCGUCGAUUGGGAAAACGGUUUCGUCGAAGCCUCGGCGAAAGACAACAUCAAUGUAUCGCAAAUUUUCAAGGAGCUUUUGGUGCAAGCUAAAGUUAAAUACAACUUAUCACCUGCGUUAAGGAGAAGGCGGCGACAAUCGUUACCGACGGGGCCCCAAGGACCGCCGGGGUCCAGUCCGACCCCACCGGCUUCAUCGCAUCAACCCCACGUCCCAUCACCUGCGCAACUGGCGCAUCUUCAACAAAUCAGGGAAAGACAUAACAGCAAAAGGAAUUCUUGCAUCAUUUCUUAA